AUGUUCAAGCGUCACGUAUUCCAUCUGUCACUGAGGCCAAGAAGGCGGUCAGCGGGCCAGUACAAGGCUCGUAAGCAUAUUGAUAUUGCUACUGCAGCGACAGCAUCGUUAGAAAAUCUAAACGAACCGUUGUUGAGCAUCGAGGAGGAUUUUGGUGACGAGGAUGAUGACGACAACGAAAAUGAGAUAGGUGGAUAUCCAGGAACUAUUACACGGGUCAGAUUAUUUUUUUUUUUUUUGAAUUUCAUGACUGAUAAGACGGGAAAAAUCCUGAAAUUAGGGUAG
This is a messenger RNA of Gongylonema pulchrum, 285 nucleotides long. The record is from the annotation of a GenBank genome assembly. Lineage: Eukaryota; Metazoa; Nematoda; Chromadorea; Rhabditida; Gongylonematidae.